This is a messenger RNA of Ambispora gerdemannii, 795 nucleotides long. NCBI's taxonomy places the organism in Eukaryota, Fungi, Glomeromycota, Glomeromycetes, Archaeosporales, Ambisporaceae. The record is from the annotation of a GenBank genome assembly.
AUGGCUUUAACACUUUGGAAUAGGCAAAACAAAAGGAUCAUUUUAUUAAUUGGCCGUACUGGUAGUGGAAAAUCAACUUUAGCUAACGUGCUGACAGAUUCAGAUAACUUUAAAGAAAAUGCUGGGUCUUUGAGUGGAACAAGAGAAAACCAAGUUGAUGAAUUCGACGAGAGACUAGGCGACAAAGUAAUUAAAUUCAGAGUAAUCGAUACAGUAGGAUUCGGAGAUACUCAUUUGACUGACAAAGAGGUUCUUAAUAAAAUAGCAGAAGCUAGUAACGACAUAAAAGACGGUUUAAACCAAAUAUUCUUUGUUAUAACUGGGAAACUUACCAAAGAAGAAAUACACGCUUUUAGGUUAUUAACAAAAAUCAUUUUUUCUGACACAAAGAUUGUCGAAUACAUCACGAUCGUAAGAACACAUUUUACUGAGUUUGAAGACGAGGAUGAGUGCGAGGAAGAUCGACAAAAUUUGCAAAACGAACUGGGCGUAAUCAAUAUCAUUUACGUUGAUAACCCUCCCUUGAAAGGUCGUUUGUCUUUAUUUAACCAGUCAAUUCGUGAGGAAUCAAGGAAAAGGUUGUUAGCUCAUUUAGUAACUUGUAAAAACAAUUAUAAACCGAAAAACUUAAAAACUAUAAACGAUCGAAUCGAUAAUUAUGUCACUGAAACCCAAAAACUGAGAAAUGAAUUAGAUGAAUUGAAAAAAUUGACCGAGGAGCAGCAAAAAGUAUUCGCGGAGCAAAUUAGAUUGAUAGAAGAAAAACUAGCUAAGAAUCGAUGCAUAAUUUUAUGA